This is a messenger RNA of Ipomoea nil (Japanese morning glory), 1275 nucleotides long. RefSeq lists its product as uncharacterized. The transcript has 2 exons. The record is from RefSeq and is a predicted model, not a curated record. Gene Ontology annotation, molecular function: catalytic activity. Bases 1 to 1275 code for a protein of 424 amino acids. NCBI's taxonomy places the organism in Eukaryota, Viridiplantae, Streptophyta, Magnoliopsida, Solanales, Convolvulaceae.
AUGGUCGAUCGGACACAUGCUGAACGUUUACGUGUCAAAUUAGGGUUUGAUGGUCUUUUCUGUGUGGAUAGUGAUGGUGUGAAGGGUGGUAUAGCUUUGUUGUGGCGGAGAAAUAAUACAGCUAGUCUACUCAGCUAUUCGGAUAAUCAUGUGGAUAUUGAGGUCAGUAUGCAUGGAUUCCCUAAAUGGCGAAUGACUGGUUUUUAUGGGUUGGAACAGCGGCCCAGACGUGAGGAAUCAUGGGGAAUGUUACGGUCUUUGGCUACCAAGUCUAACCUGCCUUGGGUGGUAGUUGGGGAUUUUAAUGAUCUUCUUUUUCAGCACGAGAAACGAGGAGGAAAUCCACACCCUGAUAGUCUCCUACGCGGUUUUGGGGAAACUAUUGAGGAGUGUGGCCUAUCCCAGAUGGCUAUGCAGGGGUAUCCGUUUACAUGGGAAAGGGGAAAAGGAACGACUAACUGGAUAGAGGAACGAUUGGAUAAAGUUUUGGUCUCGGAUGAGUGGCGCGAGAUUGUUGCAGGAGCGAGAGUAUCUAAUCUAUUAACUCACAAGUCUGAUCAUUCGGCUCUCUUUCUAAGCAUCCAUGACUCCGUAGGGAGGGGUGGGGCUAGUAAGAGGGGCUUCCGUUUUGAGAAUGCAUGGUUGUAUGAUGAGGGAUGCCGGAGUGUUGUGGAAAAAGCAUGGGAAGAAGGAAAGGACCGUGGGCUGCAGAAUUGCAUAGAGUUCUGUGAGCCCAUGAGGGGGAUUAUUUUGCAGUACUUCCAACAUAUUUUUGCCUCAGGAAACCCGGAGAAUGGGGAAAAUUUCUUUAACAGCAUUACACCGCGUGUCACUCCAGCACAGAAUGAGUCCUUAAUUCGGCCUUUCACUAUGGAUGAGGUGAAAGCUGCUCUUUUUUCUAUGUAUCCUGAUAAGGCACCAGGCCCGGAUGGAAUGAAUCCAGGUUUCUAUCAACAUUUUUGGGAUGAGGUAGGAGGGGAUGUUUCAUCUUUUAUUGUCAAUUGUUUGGAUAAUUGCAGCUUCCCAGCUACUCUAAAUGAAACAGAUGUGGUAUUGAUCCCGAAGAAACAAACCUCGGAAAGAGUAUCUGAUCUCAGGCCAAUUGCGUUAAGCAAUGUGAUAUAUAGGGUAAUGGCAAAGGUUACGACUAAUAGAAUGAAACCCUUGAUGGAUGAGAUUAUAUCGGAGUCCCAGAGUGCGUUUAUACCCGAUAGGCUUAUAACUGAUAAUAUAUUGAUAGCAUCGGAGGUUGGCCAUUAUUUGCACAGGAAAUAG